Dovyalis caffra is the source of this 210-nucleotide messenger RNA. The record is from the annotation of a GenBank genome assembly. Lineage: Eukaryota; Viridiplantae; Streptophyta; Magnoliopsida; Malpighiales; Salicaceae.
AUGUGCUGUGGGACGAAGGUGUGCAUGAUGUGCUCAUGUGUGAUAUUGCUGGUGAUCUUGAUAGGGUUGUUUUUUGGUUUUGGAAUUUACAAGAAUGGGUUUCACAAGUUGAAGGAUGCGUUUCAUGUUUGUGAUUCUAGCGUCAGUGGUUCACUUUGUGGAACUGGAAGACCUUUCUUGGGUUUUGCAGCUCCUCCUACUCCUUUCUAG